Molecule: messenger RNA, 1761 nt
Organism: Fonsecaea multimorphosa CBS 102226
Lineage: Eukaryota; Fungi; Ascomycota; Eurotiomycetes; Chaetothyriales; Herpotrichiellaceae
Exons: 8
Coding region: 1-1761 (586 amino acids)
Biological process (GO): amino acid transmembrane transport
Cellular component (GO): membrane
Molecular function (GO): amino acid transmembrane transporter activity
Source: RefSeq, a predicted model, not a curated record
AUGGAUGUUGACUUGGAGAAGAAGGAGGAACACAGCGCUGGAUCCCUCACUCCUGGCCAGGAUUAUGGGCAAAUUGUCUCGACUCAGAAGACGUCUUUCUUCGCCCGCGUCAUCGAUGGGUUUCGGGAGAAUCCCAAUGCGCGUGUUUCGGAGUUGCUCGUCGACGACAAUGGAAAGCCGCUGCCCAACCAGCCACCCGCCCAGCCAGCAUUGGCUAUGAAACUCAAGCAGCGCCAUCUGCAGAUGAUUGCCAUCGGCGGCUCCAUAGGAACUGGUCUCUUUGUCGGUUCGGGUUCCGCUCUAGCCACAGGCGGUCCCGCGGCGCUGGUCUUAGCAUACUGCCUGCUGGGCAUCAUGAUCUUCUGCACCGUCCAUGCCUUGGGGGAGAUGGCUGUCUUAUUUCCAGUUGCUGGGUCCUAUUCAGCAUACUCAUCAAGAUUUCUUGAUCCGGCGUGGGGCUUCGCCAUGGGCUGGAACUACGCUUUCCAGUGGCUUGUUACACUGCCGAUUGAGAUUAUGGCUGCCAGUAUUACUCUAAAUUACUGGCAUGGAGCACGGGACGUUAAUCCCUGUGUCUGGGUUACCAUCUUCUAUGUUGUUAUAAUCUCAAUAAACCUUUUUGGGGUUAAGGGUUAUGGGGAGGCCGAGUUCGUUUUUUCGAUUAUCAAGGUUAUCGCAACCUUAGGGUUUAUUAUAUUUGCCUUGGUUGUCGACGUCGGCGGAGGACCUACCGGGCAUUAUUUUGGAGCCAAAACGUGGGAUGAUCCGGGCGCUUUUGCAUACGGCUUCAAGGGCGUUUGCUCGGUUUUUGUCACAGCUGCGUUUUCGUUUGGUGGCACUGAGCUGGUUGGACUGGCGGCAGCCGAGGCCGAAAAUCCACGUCUGGCGCUCCCGACCGCCAUCAAGCAGGUAUUCUGGCGGGUGGUUCUGUUUUAUAUCAUUUCCUUGACCUUUGUUGGAUGCUUGGUCCGAUGGGAUGACCCUCGGCUGCUCAACAGUGGCAGCAGCGCCAAUUAUUGGACAUCGCCAUUCGUGCUGGCCAUCAAAAAUGCGGGGGUGGGAGGCUUGCCCUCGGUCUUCAAUGCUGUCAUUCUCAUCGCGGUUCUGAGCGUCGGCAACGCAUCUGUUUAUGGUGCAUCGCGUACGAUGGCUGCGCUGGCCGAUAAUGGCCAGGCACCCAAAAUCCUUGGCUAUAUUGACCGGACGGGCAGACCGCUCGUGGCCAUCAUCGUGUCUUCGGCACUCGGAGCUCUUUGCUACAUUGUAGCGUUGUCGCCGUCGCAGAGACAAGAAGCAUGGAACUGGAUGUUUGCUGUCAGCGGCCUGGCAAGCAUCUUCACGUGGGGAUCCAUCUGCCUGUGCCACAUUCGAUUCCGCCAGGCCUGGAAGUACCACGGUCACACUCUGGACGAACUGCCUUACAAAUCUCAAGCAGGGGUGAUUGGAUCAUGGAUCGGCUUCCUGUUCAACUGCCUGGUGCUGAUAGCCCAAUUCUGGACCGGAUUUGCCCCGAUUGGUUACCGCGAUAUGUCAUCAUCCGAGAGGACCAAGAUAUUCUUCGAAGGCUACCUCGCAGCACCCAUAGUUCUAGUCUUCUACAUUGGGUUCAAAAUUUGGAAGAGAACCCCGAUCCGACGCGUCAAGGACAUUGACGUAGUGUCAGGCAGACGCGAGAUCGAUCUGGAGCAGAUUCUGGCCGAUGAAAGAGCGAUCCGGGCGACGUGGCCAUGGUGGAAGAAGACGUGGAAUACCUUUUGUUAA